Messenger RNA from Schizosaccharomyces osmophilus, 630 nucleotides. It is a transcript of the gene phs1, whose product is annotated as 3-hydroxyacyl-CoA dehydratase involved in very long-chain fatty acid elongation Phs1. The coding region runs from base 1 to 630 and encodes 209 amino acids. Gene Ontology annotation, cellular component: endoplasmic reticulum membrane. Lineage: Eukaryota; Fungi; Ascomycota; Schizosaccharomycetes; Schizosaccharomycetales; Schizosaccharomycetaceae. Gene Ontology annotation, molecular function: 3-hydroxyacyl-CoA dehydratase activity. The record is from RefSeq and is a predicted model, not a curated record. Gene Ontology annotation, biological process: sphingolipid biosynthetic process; fatty acid elongation; very long-chain fatty acid biosynthetic process. The transcript is spliced from 3 exons.
AUGGUAAAGACAUUUUCAACCCAGUAUCUUAAAUUGUACAAUGUUUUAUCGUGCUUUUUAUGGCUAAGUGUCUUAAUUCGAGCUGGCUUGCUUUGGCACAUCUCUGGUGAUCAGCGUGCAGUCUUCAACCACACAAACGUCUUGGUACGUUGGGUCCAAACGUUGGCUUUGGCCGAAGUCUUCCAUAGUAUCCUUAGGUUCGUAAAGUCAUCUCCCUUCACCACUGCUAUCCAAGUACUUUCUCGUCUUAUACUUGUUUGGGGUGUCUGCUAUCUUUUCCCACAAAGCAUCAAUACCUCUCCCAUCUAUCUGUUUAUGAUUCUAGCUUGGUCCAUCACUGAAGUUAUCCGUUAUGCAUUUUACGCUUGUAACUUGGCCGGCAGUGUCCCCAAGUUGCUUUUAUGGCUUCGUUACAAUACCUUUCUUGUUUUGUAUCCCAUUGGCGCCGGAAGUGAAUUGUUGCUCGUUCUGAAAACGUUUCGUGUUGCCUGGAACACCUUCUUUUUGAGUAAAAUUGUGUGGACCGCUGCCACUGUAAUCUAUCCUUUUGGAUUCUACAUGUUGUACACGCACAUGAUUUCCCAACGUCGUAAAGUCCUUAAACUUACAAAGAAGGAUGUUAAGGCCUAA